Molecule: messenger RNA, 390 nt
Organism: Effrenium voratum
Lineage: Eukaryota; Dinophyceae; Suessiales; Symbiodiniaceae
Source: the annotation of a GenBank genome assembly
AUGGAGCAUGCAGCAAUGUCGCUCGCAAAGUGUUGCACAGGCACACGAUUCAUUCAGCAGUGUUGUUUGCAAAGUGCUGCGCCGGCUGCCGGUGGCCAAGUGCUGCACAGGCGCAUGGUGCUCGCAGCAACGUCGCUUGCCAAGUGCUGCACAGGCGCGCAGUGCAUUCAGCAAUGGCGCCUGCCUGUGCUGCAAAGGUGCAUGGUGCAUUCAGCAAUACCGCUUGCCAAGUGCUGCACAGGCGCACGGUGCAUUCAGCAAUGUCGCUUAAGUGCUGCGCAGGCGCAGUGUGCAUUCAGAAAUGUCGCCUGCCAAGCGCUGCACCGGCGUACGGUGCAUGCAGCAAUGCCGCUUGCCAAGUGCUGCACAGGCGCACAGCGUUGCUUGUAA